GGAGAGAGAGAGGAGCGGAGCUCUGUGUGACACCGGGGAAAGAGGCAAAAAAAAGUGACGUUAUUCGAGUUUAACUGCAUUCACCGAGUUAUUUCUUGAGUUUGGCGAAGUUUAAAAAUUGAACGUUUCAUUUCGGAAAGAGUUAUUAAUAAAUAACUUUUUUUUUUAUUAUUAGUUUUUUGCUAGACUCGCUUGCUGGUUUUAACUUUUCUUCUCUGCAAAGAAAAAAGAAAUAGAGAAAAUGCCUGGGAAAUAUAUACUACGUUUGGAUAUAAAGUUCAACAAACUCGCUUGAAGGAGAGGAAAAAAAAUCAACAUUUCUGCAGAAAGAGGGGCUCCGUUUCCAAGGUAACGGAGCGCGCGCCGGGCGGAUGUGUGCGCGCCGCCAUUUUGCGCACAGGUGCUGCUGUUAAUAAGAACUGAAGAAGAAGAAGAACAACAAACAAACGGAAAGAGCUCGUGCGCGGAUUUUGAAUGCCUUUGCGGGGGGUUUGCUGGUGGCUGUGCUGCACGCGAGGCUUCCGUUUGUUGGGGCGCGAGCAUGGAGGGAGAGACGAGCUCGAGGAGGAAGAGGAGGAGGAGGACUCCUUCGAGUUGCGCAAUAAGGAGGAGUGCACGCGCCACUGCGCGCCGGGCCAACUGGAAGUGACUCUUUCUCAGCCGCCUCGAUCAGCCAAUGGCACGCCCAGCCUGUCAGGUGUGUCGGAAGAUAAACUGAUAAACGAGAGGAAAGUGAAGAUGGAGGACGACUCUGAGGUCCUUGUUAAGGGCUGGUUGCUGCGCGAGGUGCAGGCCGGUUGGAUCCGGUACAGGAGGUUCUGGUUCACCCUGACCGCAGACUCUCUGGAGUGUUACAGCGGGCCCGAGAAAGACGCUCGCACCGUGGGCAUGCUGGUCCUCACCUCGCUCUGCUCCGUCCUCUGGCCCGACAAACACACCUUCAAACAGACGGGUUACUGGAGUUUGACCGUGUUUGGGCGGAAACACAGCUACAAACUCUUCACGAAACACUUCAACGAGGCGGUGCACUGGGCGUGUGCGGUACAGAAGGUCAUCGACAGCAAAGCGCCAGUGGAGACGCCGACCCAGCUCCUCAUCCGCGACAUAGAGGAGAACAAGUUCAACCCCGAGGUAGUGGAGCACAUCUAUCAACACAAUCCCAUCCUGGCAUACACACAGAGUCCUCUCUACGCUCCUCUGCUACCUUUCCCCUACGGCAGCCUGGACCACCUACAUCUAGGCGGUAAAGGCUACGUGUCUGUGCGAGAGGAAGCCGUGAGACUCUUUAACUGCGUGCAGCAGCUGGAGUCGGAGCGAGAGCCCGUCCCGCUGAUCCAGGGGGUCCUGCAAACCUGCCUCGACCUCCGACCCCUGAGGGACGAGCUCUACUGUCAGCUCAUCAAGCAGACGAGCAUCGCGCACACUCGCCCGCAGACGCAGACGCACGCCGACACGCAGACGCAGACGGGCGCCCGGCUGCGCUACUGGCAGCUGCUGACCUGCGCCAGCUGCACCUUCCUGCCCAGCAGCCCCGUCCUCCGAUACCUGCGCUUCCACCUCAAGAGGGUGCAGAGCGUGUGCGUGGACACGGAGGUUGAGAGCUACGCCUCGUUCAUCGCCCAGGCUCUGGAGAAGACGCGCUGCCGCGAGUGCGUGCCGUCCUGGGAGGAGAUCCAGGGCCUGAUGACGCGGCAGGAGAUGGUGUGUACCGUGCACUACCCGGGGCCAGGCUGCUGCAGGAUCCCCAUCAGCUCACACACCACCGCUAACGAGGUGGUGAGGAAGGUGGCGGAGCGACUCGGCUUGCAGCACAGCCGCAACACCUUCGCUCUCUUCGAGCAGAAAGACUCCUGGGAAAGAGCGAUCGGGGGCGGGACCAUCAUCGCCGAUGUCAUCACCAGGUUUGAAAAUCUGUCGGUGAAGGAGUCAGAGCCGGAGUGUCAGUGGAGGCUGUGCUUUAAACUCUACUGCCUUCUGGACGCGGACGGCAUCAGCACAGACAGCAUCGAGUAUCUGUUCCUGUACGAACAGUGCCAUGAGAUGGUAGUGCGCGGUCAGCUCCCCGUGUGUGAGGAGGACCUGCUGUCUCUCGCCGCUCUCAGACUGCAGGCCCUGCUCGGAGAUUACGGCUCGCUGGCCCCGUACCCGCCGCUCGAGCAGCUGUACCCGGCGCGCGCGCUGGAGACCCGCGCCCUGCUCCCUCCCCCCGAGGCCCCCGGGUGCCCGUUCCCGGCCGGAAUUCUGGGCGCGCUGUGGGGUCAGAAGCGGCGCGACGGACAGGAGCAGAGAGAGCGCGCCAGGCUGCGCGACGAGGCCACCGCCCUGUCCACCAGCAUCAUGGAGCGCUGGAAGUCUCUGUCCGGGUACAGCCGCGCGGACAGCAUGGCCGCCUACCUCACCAUCGCACGCCAGUGGCCGGGCUUCGGGUGUACGCUCUAUGAAGUGGACUUCUAUAUGAGUUCGAGCGGGAGUUUCUCUCAGCGCCUGUGGCUGGGCGUGGCCGCCUCCUGCGUGUCCCUGUAUCGCCCGGGCGAGGCCGAGGCGCUCGAGUCGCUCCCCAUCGCGCAGAUCUGCUCGUACGGCGUGUCCGACAGCAACACCUUCACCAUCACCGCCACCGACCGCCACCUGCUCUUCCACACCUCCGAGCUGACUGAGAUCAUGCAGCUGAUGAAUGCCUACUUCAGUGCCACCCGACGCCAGCUGGCCAAGGACGACUGCAUCACCAUGGAUACCGGCUCCAAGCUCCGCCCCUCCCUCCUGGAACUGCCCUCUCACCCGGUUUGAAGAGAGCCGGACCUAAAGCCAAACACUCAACCACGAGUUCCCCUAAACCCCCCAUCCAGUCGCUCCGCCCGCUCUGUCCCGAGACGCAGAGACUCGAUCCGUCCCCGAGACGACAGCGAGGGCGGGAUUAACGACCGGCCAGCGGUUCCAGAAUUUCCUUUGAGAAAUAGCCCGAGGGAGAAAAUCUGCUCAGUACGGAAAGGACAACUAGCAAACUCACACACACACACACACACACGAGUCCCGGCGACUGGACGUCCAUUAUUUGCGGACGUGAACUUCAACCGUCCUAUUUUAAAUUUCCUACGAACUAUGGGAUUUAGAGACACUCGCCACAGUGCAUUAUGGGAUUUCAGAACUGCACUUCAGACUUGUACACUAACAAGUGCACCGCAUAGUGGAUAGGGUGUGAUUUAAGACAUGCAGCCAGUGUGUGUGUUUGGGUGCACGAUCAACCCAAAGCAUCGUAAGCGUCUCUCUUAAAUGUUUUAUUUCUCGAUCCAGCAGACGACCAUUUUGGAUCACGGCGACUUUUCACUUUCUUUCUUUCUUGUUACUGAGACGAUGGAGAAAAAUCAUGUCAUCAUCUCUAAAAGAAACGCCAAAUCUCACACACACACUAUUGUUCGCUGUCUGAAACUCGCUUCCAGUUAAUAAAGAAAAAAAAAAGGAUUUCUGUAGGAUGAGCAGCUCACACGCAGCACAGCGCAUAACCUUAGCAGAAUAAUCCACUUAGCAUCUGUUCACAUCAUUUUCCGCUUUUUUGUAUUAUGAUAUGAUAUAAUAUAAUAUGUAUAAUGUUACUUUUUUUGCCUUUUUUUUAAUUUAUGGAUGUCUGUGUAUUUUUUAUGACUUGUUUUUGUAUCUCUUUAAGAAGACGUGUACAAGUGUAUUAUAUUCUUUUUAUUAUUAACCACACCCAGGGCCCAGGAGUAACCAGUCCUGGUGUAUAUAUAUAUAUAUAUAUAUAGUUUGUGUAUAUUAUUUUUAAACCCGUAUCGACAGGGCUAAACAAAAGAAAAAAAACGUGACACGCAUCCCGAUUGGUGAGAAACGCCACAUUUAUUUGACACGGACCAAAUGUUUCAGGGUGAUGAGAAGAGACGGGCGUCGUUGUUGUUUAUUUUUUUUCCGUUUGUUAGUUGUUGUUUUUUUGUUCUUGCCCAAUAGUAAGCACUGACCUCGCAGGUUAAGCUCAAGUCGCGUGUGUUCGUUCCUUCGUUCGUUCGGCUGUGCCUCGGAUACACUCGCCACCUGUGCCUGGAACAAGACGUCUAAAUCGAUCCUGAGAGCAAGAACUGUCGUCAAUUUCAAAAACUCAGCGUCCAAAAUCAUUAGAUAAUACCUUAAGAAAUUAAAAUAAAAAACAAAAAAUGUUGAUGUAACCCAGUGUGGCCCUUGUUACCUGAUCAUAUCACAUCAUAAUCUAUCAAUUCUGCUGAAAUAAAAACAGUUCUUGCUGGAUAGAUUUUUUUUUUCCUCCAUCCCCCCCCCCCCUGUACUGUUUAUUUUCUGUUCCUUUUUUGUGUAAAAAAAACAAACAACCACAAAAAAAAAAGUAUCCUUUCUCAUUCGCCGUCGCUCUUUUGUUCCCCGUCCGAACAGCAUCGCCGCUCUUUUCCGUGCGUCACUUAAGCAGCUGCAGGCAGCUCCGCCCACCGUCUUAAAGCUUCACGCCGCAUAUGCAGUUGAGUCGGGAUGCUGCGCGGUACUGCGCCGUGUUGCGCGUCUGUAGCCAGUUGCACUAUUGUCUGUACAGCUAACGUUAACGUGCAAUAAUAAAGAAUGAUGGUGGAUAUUGUCAUGUGAUUAAAUAAUAAAGGCAGCACCAAAUGGA
This is a messenger RNA of Clarias gariepinus (North African catfish), 4624 nucleotides long. RefSeq names its product pleckstrin homology, MyTH4 and FERM domain containing H3 (gene plekhh3). The transcript is spliced from 13 exons. The record is from RefSeq and is a predicted model, not a curated record. NCBI's taxonomy places the organism in Eukaryota, Metazoa, Chordata, Actinopteri, Siluriformes, Clariidae. Gene Ontology annotation, biological process: signal transduction. Gene Ontology annotation, cellular component: cytoskeleton. Bases 475 to 2787 code for a protein of 770 amino acids.